This is a messenger RNA of Helobdella robusta, 1416 nucleotides long. RefSeq lists its product as hypothetical. The record is from RefSeq and is a predicted model, not a curated record. NCBI's taxonomy places the organism in Eukaryota, Metazoa, Annelida, Clitellata, Rhynchobdellida, Glossiphoniidae. The transcript has 2 exons. Bases 186 to 935 code for a protein of 249 amino acids.
GUAUUUGUACUCUUUCAGAUAUUUUGAACCGAAGUCUAUAACAUUUGGAAUAAUAGAAUUUGUUUUGAUAAAUAAAUAUUUUUAAAAAAUUUAAUUAAUUUUUUAUUAUUUAGAACGCAUUUUAAACAGUUUUCACACAUCGUAAAGGAAAAAUUUUAGCUGUUCCAGUGUUUUAUCGUGAAGAAAUGCUUCAAUACUCUCCUCCCUUAAAUGGAACCACAACUCCUGAUAAAAAUAAAACAGUGAUUAUAUUAAUAAUUUUUGGGGUCAUCGUAGCUUUAUUCUUUAUUUCAAUAUUCUUGCUAGUUUUAUACUGUAAAUAUAAGAAGGGAAGAGUACAUAGUGAAAAUUUUAGGCCGCCUAGUGAAGACCAAGAUCUGAACCCCUUCAUACCUGGUGCACCCGUCUCAAGAGACGAACACGAUCAAUACCGAGAAGCUUUCCUACAAUUAGGAGGUAACAUCCCUGAAGAUGGAGCAGAUUUCGAAAACUUCAGACGACAACAAGGAAGAAGGCCAAUUGGACAGCCAUUUGAAAAUAUUCCAUUAAGAGACCUAAACGCAAAUCGUAAUAUGAGUCCGCAAGACAGAAGUAACUUGGAAAGUUCGCUUAGCUCGUCUUUAUUGCACCCACCAAACAGGUCUUCUCAGGCUCAGUCAGAAUCCAUUCAAAGUAAUGACGAAAUUUUAAAUGAUUCCUCUGAUGUCCUCCCACCGACUGCAUCGUUUGAUAGAGCUGCUAGUGUGUCCGCUACUACUGCUGCUACUGCUACUGCUGCUGCUACCGCUACUACAGUGGCUAGCGCUAAUGAUGAUAACGCUGAUAAAUUGAAGAGCGUAACGAGCAAAUCGAAAAUAUUAUUGAAACGGGACAGCAGUUCAAGCAAGAUCAUUCCAAAACUACCUCAUGAGUUACGACUGAGAAGUACCAAUUAACUGAUCAUUUGACAUUUGCAUAAAUGUUUUUAAUUUCAUUUAACGUAAUGGAUCACUUUUUAUUGAUUAUUAUUUUAUUUUUAGUAUGUGAUUUACGUGUGAAUUUUAAAGUUUAGGCGUUGAAUUAAAAAAAAUAAAUUUGUCAUGAUGAAUAUUUUUUUAAAACCAGACUUUCAUAAAAAUUACAUUGAUCCUGUUUAUUUAAAUUUUUUUUAAAUUUUGAAGCAUCUUAUUAAUAUAUAAAUUAUUUACAUUAUAAAUGAAAUAAUAUUGCUCUAAAUACGUAAUUAACUCAUUCUUUUUGUCGUUUUUAUUGUCCUUUAAAAGUUAAUUUACACUCAACCAUUUUAUUUAAUUAAAAAAAAAUUUUCACGACAAGCGUCAACACAAAUCUUUUAAUAUAUAUAUAUAUAUAUAUAUAUAUAUAUAUAUAUAUAUAAAUAUAAAAGUGUGUGUGUUUGUCUUUGUGUGUGAUGUGUGU